CGCGCAUGCGCAGAGGUGUGUUCGGGAAGGUGAGCUGAGGCUGGAGUUGGAGGCUCGGCGCCUGCGAGGUGAGAACCAUGUGUGCUCAGUACUGCAUUUCCUUUGCUGAUGUUGAAAAAGCUCAUGUCAACAUUCAAGAUUUUAUCUACCUCACACCAGUGCUAACAAGCUCCGUUUUGAAUCAAGUAGCAGGGCGCAAUCUUUUCUUCAAAUGUGAACUCUUCCAGAAAACUGGAUCUUUUAAGAUUCGUGGGGCCCUGAAUGCAAUCAGAGGCUUGAUUCCUGCCACUUCAGAAGAGAAGCCCAAAGCUGUUGUUACUCACAGCAGUGGGAACCAUGGCCAGGCUCUUGCCUAUGCUGCCAAGUUGGAAGGAAUUCCUGCUUAUAUUGUGGUGCCCCAAACAGCUCCCAACUGUAAAAAACUGGCAAUACAAGCCUAUGGAGCCUCUAUAGUAUACAGUGAGCAGAGUGAUGAGUCCAGAGAAAGUGUUACAAAAAGAAUUGUGGAAGAAACAGAAGGAAUCAUGGUACAUCCAAACCAAGAGCCUGCAGUGAUAGCUGGACAAGGAACAAUUGCUGUUGAAGUGCUGAACCAGGUUCCUUUGGUAGAUGCAGUGGUGGUACCUGUAGGAGGAGGAGGAAUGGUCGCCGGAAUAGCAAUUACAAUUAAGGCUCUGAAACCCAGUGUGAAGAUAUAUGCUGCUGAACCCUUAAAUGCAGAUGACUGCUACCAGUCCAAACUGAAAGGGGAACUGACUCCUAAUACUCAUCCUCCAGAAACCGUAGCAGAUGGUGUCAAAUCGAGUGUUGGUUUAAACACCUGGCCUAUUAUAAGGGACCUUGUGGAUGAUGUCUUCACUGUCACAGAAGAUGAAAUUAAGUAUGCAACCCAGCUAGUGUGGGAGAGGAUGAAACUGCUUAUUGAACCGACAGCUGGUGUUGGAGUGGCUGCUGUGCUGUCUCAGCAUUUUCAAACUGUUUCGCCAGAAGUAAAGAACAUCUGUAUUGUGCUCAGUGGUGGAAAUGUAGACUUAACUUCCCUAACCUGGGUGAAGCAGGCUGAAAAGCCAGCUCCUUACCAAUCACUUUCUGUUUAAUUUA
Talpa occidentalis (Iberian mole) is the source of this 1101-nucleotide messenger RNA. It is a transcript of the gene SRR, whose product is annotated as serine racemase. The transcript has 8 exons. Gene Ontology annotation, cellular component: cytoplasm. The record is from RefSeq and is a predicted model, not a curated record. Gene Ontology annotation, biological process: L-serine metabolic process; D-serine biosynthetic process; pyruvate biosynthetic process. NCBI's taxonomy places the organism in Eukaryota, Metazoa, Chordata, Mammalia, Eulipotyphla, Talpidae. Bases 78 to 1097 code for a protein of 339 amino acids. Gene Ontology annotation, molecular function: pyridoxal phosphate binding; ATP binding; L-serine ammonia-lyase activity.